GAGGUUAUUAAAUGGAUGGAUUCCGCCUCCGGUCUAACAGUGUUUGUUUUUGUAUUUGUAUUGUGAAUAUAAUUAAAAAGUUUUAAUAUCUUAAUAAUGUCUGUAAAGAGACCUGUAUCAUGGUUUUUAACUGAUCAAGGCAGAAAGUUUUCAUUUUCAGUAAUAACUGGCACCAGUCUCGCCCUUACAGCAGCAAGAUUUACUCCACAUACAUUUUUCCUGCAUAAAUACAAAGACUUUGUUCAUUAUUAUAAUGAGGGAAAACCAGUAGAACUACCAAGUGACUUACAUAAUAUAUACCAGAAAUGUUUAGAUCUUCUGAGCAUAUCAGAAACACAUAGAAAACUUAUUGAGCCCUUUAGUGUAUUUGGUUUUGAUCUUUUUCAUGCUGGUAGCACCAGUUCAAGAUUUGGUGCGCUAGUUGGAAUUCCUGUAAAUUUUUCAUACAAGAUAUUAGAAGAUGUUGAAAAGCAAAAUGUCCAGGUCAAUCAAAAGAACAUUGAUUUGAAAUCAGAAAUUGGAAACAAGUUAGGUGAAGCCCUUAUCUUGCCUGAUAAAGUCAAAGAAUUUGCAAUAUGCAGAGAAAUACUUAUGACUCAAAACAAUAAAGUGAUGUUUGAGUCUUCAUACCCAUUUGCAUGCCUUUUUCUUGCAUAUAACUUGUCUCAACAUUUUAAUAGAAGGCUUAAUUUGUAUACAGCUCCACAAGCUAUGAGAGGUGUUUUAUAUACUAUUGUUGGUUUCUUUAGUUUAGGCACUUAUUUUCUUAUGAAAGAUAUGACGGAAGUCUACUACGAAACAUCAGUUGACAAGAAAUUGUGUGAACUGGGCCCAGAUUACAUUGAAAGUGGCAUAACCUUCUAUGAUAAACUAUUACAACGGAAUCAAGCCUUAAGGGAGUUGAUGGGCAAGGAGGGUGAAAAAAAAUACACUAUAAAUGGCAACGAAAAUUAUACUUUAAGACAACCACAUGUGGCUCUAGUUCAUAGAAAACAAUAUUUUGAACAUAGAUCAAAGCAAAAUAAUGAAGACUUUAAUGAACAUUUUGAGUGAAAAUCAAGUGUUGUAAUAUGUGGUUAAUAAUUAUGUUUUAAAUGAUUAACAUAAUAAGAUUUUAUUUAAAAAGUGAAUUAAAUU
Messenger RNA from Pararge aegeria (speckled wood butterfly), 1137 nucleotides. RefSeq names its product transmembrane protein 177. Lineage: Eukaryota; Metazoa; Arthropoda; Insecta; Lepidoptera; Nymphalidae. Bases 97 to 1053 code for a protein of 318 amino acids. The transcript has 4 exons. The record is from RefSeq and is a predicted model, not a curated record.